AUGAUCUCCACCCGCCUCGCGCGUGCCGGUGCGCUGGCCUCCAAGUCCCGUGUUCUUUUCGGGGCUCGGGGCUACGCUACCGUUGACCCUCUCGACAAGAAGGUCGAGAUGACCAACUCUGAAACUGGUAACUACAUCAACUACAAGAAGAUGUCCGAGAACCUGAAGGUCGUCCGCGAUCGUCUGCAGCACCCUCUGACCUACUCCGAGAAGGUCAUCUACUCUCACCUUGACGACCCCCACAACCAGGACAUUGAGCGUGGUGUUUCUUACCUGAAGCUCCGUCCCGACCGUGUUGCUUGCCAGGAUGCCACCGCCCAGAUGGCCAUUCUCCAGUUCAUGUCCGCUGGCAUGCCCUCCGUCCAGACCCCCACCACCGUCCACUGUGACCACUUGAUUGAGGCCCAGGUUGGUGGCGAGAAGGAUCUUGCUCGUGCCAACGACAUCAACAAGGAGGUCUACGACUUCCUGUCUUCCUCCACCGCCAAGUACAACAUCGGUUUCUGGAAGCCCGGUUCCGGUAUUAUUCACCAGAUCGUCCUGGAGAACUACGCUUUCCCCGGUGGUCUGAUGAUCGGUACUGACUCUCACACUCCCAACGCUGGUGGUCUCGGUAUGGCCGCCAUCGGUGUCGGUGGUGCUGACGCUGUCGACGUUAUGGCUGGUCUCCCUUGGGAGCUGAAGGCCCCCAAGGUUAUUGGUGUCCGCCUCACUGGCAAGAUGUCCGGCUGGACUACCCCCAAGGAUAUCAUUCUGAAGGUUGCUGGUCUCCUGACCGUCAAGGGUGGUACUGGUGCCAUUAUCGAGUACCACGGUCCUGGUGUUGACUCCCUGUCCUGCACUGGUAUGGGUACCAUCUGUAACAUGGGUGCUGAGAUCGGUGCUACCACCUCUAUCUUCCCCUUCAACGACCGCAUGUACGACUACCUUAAGGCCACCAAGCGUCAGCACAUUGGUGACUUCUCUCGCGAGUACGCCAAGGACCUCCGUGAGGACGACGGUGCCCGCUACGAUCAGAUCAUCGAGAUUGACCUCAACACCCUCGAGCCCUACAUCAACGGUCCCUUCACCCCCGAUCUGGCCACCCCUCUGUCCAAGUUCAAGGAGGCCGUUAAGGAGAACAAGUGGCCCGAGGAGCUUAAGGUUGGUCUGAUUGGUUCUUGCACCAACUCCUCCUACGAGGAUAUGUCCCACGCUGCCUCCAUUGCUCGUGAUGCUCUGGACCAUGGCCUGAAGUCCAAGUCCAUCUUCACCAUCACCCCCGGUUCCGAGCAGAUUCGCGCUACCAUUGCCCGUGAUGGUCAGCUCCAGACCAUGGAGGAGUACGGUGGUGUCAUCCUGGCCAACGCCUGUGGCCCUUGCAUUGGUCAGUGGGACCGUAAGGACAUCAAGAAGGGUGAGGCCAACUCCAUCAUCUCCUCCUACAACCGUAACUUCACUGGCCGUAACGACGCCAACCCCGCCACCCACGCUUUCGUCGCCUCCCCCGACAUUGUCGUCGCUAUGACCGUUGCUGGUACCCUGAACUUCAACCCUAUGACCGACAAGCUCAAGGACAAGGAUGGCAACGAGUUCAUGCUCAAGGAGCCCACCGGUGAGGGUCUCCCCAGCCGCGGCUACGACCCCGGUAUGGACACCUACCAGGCUCCCCCUGCCAACCGCGAGUCCAUCAACGUCGCUGUUUCCCCCAACAGUGAUCGUCUGCAGAUCCUGGCUGGUUUCCCUGCCUGGGACAAGAAGGAUGCUGAGAACAUCCCCAUCCUGAUCAAGUGCCAGGGCAAGACCACCACUGAUCACAUCUCCAUGGCCGGCCCCUGGUUGAAGUACCGUGGUCACCUGGACAACAUCUCCAACAACAUGCUGAUCGGUGCCAUCAACGAGGAGAACGGUGAGGCCAACAAGGUCAAGAACGCCUUCACUGGCGCCUACGACGCUGUCCCUGCCACUGCCCGUGACUACAAGGCCCGUGGCGUCAAGUGGGUUGUCAUCGGUGACUGGAACUACGGUGAGGGUUCUUCCCGUGAGCACGCCGCUCUGGAGCCCCGUCACCUCGGCGGUCUCGCCAUCAUCACCCGCUCCUUCGCUCGUAUCCACGAGACCAACCUGAAGAAGCAGGGUAUGCUGCCCCUGACCUUCUCCGACCCCGCCGACUACGACAAGAUCAAGCCCGAGGACAAGGUUGAUCUGCUCUGCACCCAGCUUGAGGUCGGCAAGCCUAUGACCCUCCGCGUCCACCCCGCUGCCGGUGGCGCUGCCUUCGACGUCUCCCUCAGCCACACUUUCAACGAGCCCCAAAUCGAGUGGUUCGUCGACGGUUCCGCCCUGAACACCAUGGCUCGCAAGUCCGCCAACUAA
Messenger RNA from Penicillium cosmopolitanum, 2355 nucleotides. RefSeq names its product aconitate hydratase ACO1 (gene acoA). Bases 1 to 2355 code for a protein of 784 amino acids. Gene Ontology annotation, molecular function: aconitate hydratase activity; 4 iron, 4 sulfur cluster binding. The record is from RefSeq and is a predicted model, not a curated record. Gene Ontology annotation, biological process: tricarboxylic acid cycle. Gene Ontology annotation, cellular component: mitochondrion; cytosol. The transcript is spliced from 5 exons. NCBI's taxonomy places the organism in Eukaryota, Fungi, Ascomycota, Eurotiomycetes, Eurotiales, Aspergillaceae.